Molecule: messenger RNA, 2405 nt
Organism: Schizosaccharomyces octosporus yFS286
Lineage: Eukaryota; Fungi; Ascomycota; Schizosaccharomycetes; Schizosaccharomycetales; Schizosaccharomycetaceae
Product: PWWP domain-containing protein Pdp1
Exons: 2
Coding region: 178-1296 (372 amino acids)
Source: RefSeq, a predicted model, not a curated record
UAAGAAGACACUCAUUUCAUCAAUGACCCCAUUUAGCGAUGGUUUAUUUUGAUAAACUGUCCUGCUGGUGACCACAACACGAACUGAAUCCUUUCAGUUGAUUCAGAGAGUAGUGUGUAUUUCAUAUGACCCAUAAAAAACUUUUUGGCUUAUUUAUGUAACUUUUGUUUGAAAAUUAUGGAUAAUGGGAAUAACCCGGCCGUGGAUAGGAAACAUACUGCAUUAAAGGUGGAAAAAAAGGGCAAGUCAGAAACAAAAGCAUACACACUACACAAUGAUGGAAUUAAAAGUACCUCGACAAAUUUAAUGACACCGUCAAUCUACGAAAAUGUCGAGGACGGUACCCAGCUGUUUCAUAGAGGGGAUAGAGUAUUGGCAAAAGUAUCUGGAUAUCCAUGGUACGUUAAAUUUCGCGACAGACACUUCAAUAUUAACUCGUGUUACAGGUGGCCUGCUCAGAUUAUUCGUUAUAAGCUGAUGAACCGGGAAGGUGUAACUAUUGAAAAAUCUCCAGAGCAUUUCUAUAAAGUUCAGUUCUUCCCAAACUUAGAGUUCUCUUGGGUAAAACAAACCGGGUUAAAACCUUUGGCAAAUGAGGAUAUUGAUUAUUUUUUAAGUUCAGUGAAAAGAAAAUCAAAAGUUUUACAAGAAGCUUAUAAAGCAGCGUGUGAGCCACCUUAUAUUGAAAGUGAGGAAUCGACCGAAGAGGAAGGAGACCUGGACGAAAAUAACCGCUCAGAAAGGGAUACCUAUUUAUUAAAUAAACGUAAAAGGAACGAAUUUGAGGACCUUUCUACGAAAACGGAUGCAGAUCGUUUCAAUCCAUUAAGUACAAUAUCGUCAAUAUCAGAAAUGUACGGAAACCUAUCGUCGUCUAAACUUAACUCUACAGAUUUGAAAUGGGCUACAAAUAAUAGUAAGACAGGCUACAAAAACAAUUGCUCCCGUUGGGAUCUCAAUCAAAGAAAGCGAUUGUCACCCUUAAACACUGCGACCAGCGAAAUUAAAACUUUGGUACAGCGUCUACUAUACUUUCGUUUUAAACUGCAAAAACUCUUUCUAUCAUCGAAUAGUAAUUUUGAAGAAGAAAAUUUGUAUCGCGCGAAAGAAUACUUGAAGGAAAUUGAAGAGUUUCCAUAUCUUAACUAUGAGAUGAUUAUUACAACGAAGAUAGCCAAGGUCUUGAAACGAAUAGCAUUAAGGGAUGAAUUACAAAAAGAAGAACUACUUUCUAUUCGAGGACAAUGUAAAGACAUUCUUUUUAGUUGGAAACACAAUCUUUCCAAUACAGCUUGAAAUGAAUAGUUUAUGAAAACUAGGAAAUUGAUCCAAACUAAAAUAUGCACAUUACGAAUAAGCACUUGUAUAAAUAACCUGUAUCAGGUAAUAAGCACUAUUCAUUUUAUAAUAGUGAUAACAAUUAUUCGUUAGAUCUGAGCCUAAGAUGAGGAAGAAUAAGAAACGAUACAUGAAACAUUGGGUCUGAGCUCCUCUUCGUAUACAAUCACUCGAAAGACCGGUUCUUCAAAACAUUAUUAACAAUUACUCUUACUUCUACAUAAGCAAAUUAAGCACGCAAGGAAUCAACUUGUUACCUAUAUUAGUUCACUUGAUCAUUUUAUUUCUUGAGAUGUUUACUCUUCUUCAGCUUCUUCAGCGCCUUCACCACCCUCUUGUUGAGCGCGGAGGUGCUUUCUCUUGCAGCGACCAGGGCGGCCACCACCGUAAGGAGAGGUAAGGGCAAAGUCAAUGUGCUUUUGAGAGUCCAAACGGACAACGAAAGAGGGGACAUUGACAAUUUGCUUACCAACACGGAUGUGACGUUGGUAGAUCAAGACACGAGCGUGGUGGAUAGACUUAGCCAAACCAAGCUUGAAAACUUGAGUUUGCAAACGACGCUCCAAAAAGUCUUCAAGACGAAGAGCCAAGACAUAAUCAAGCUUCAUACGGGUCUCGUCCAAGAUACCCAAACGAACAAGACGACGAAUGAUGGCAUUACCCUCAAAGAGACGCUUAGGGUCCUUCUCGUCAAGAGUCAAAAGCUCACGAGCAGCACGACGGAUCUUAGAGAGAGUAAGGGCGACACGCCAGAUUUCGUGCUUGUUUCUCAAACCAUAUUCACCAGCAAGCUUGAGUUCAGCAUCAAGACGAGCUGACUCGAAGGGACGGCUAGGCACCUUGUAGGUCUUGGAUUGCUUACGAGGAGCAGAAGGCAUACUUGGUUUGGUGAUUUGCGCAGAGGCGAUUUUCUGAGUUUCUGUUUAGGCCCGUGACAGUGACGGCUUUUUUGUCUUACAGAAAGAGGUAGGGUAGGGUUGGGUUUAUUGUUUAGGUAACAUCCCAAGUAUCAAAGUCAAGCUUUUCCAAAAUUUUACAGCAGGAAGCGAAACUUCAGGUAGAGAAAC